Messenger RNA from Seminavis robusta, 753 nucleotides. The record is from the annotation of a GenBank genome assembly. NCBI's taxonomy places the organism in Eukaryota, Bacillariophyta, Bacillariophyceae, Naviculales, Naviculaceae.
AUGAUCCUCUCCUCAGCCCACCGCCGUCUCGUCCUGGUUGCAUUCACGGGCUUUCUUGUUCUUGAUGCUGCUGGUACAGGAAGCCGUGCUGUGAAUGCUUACCUCGAGGAGCCGGGCCACUACCUCCGCGGCCAAGAUACCCACAGUGGUACCGAUAGUGGUACUUUCGUCGAUAGUGUCACCGGCAUUGGAAGUGGUACGGACACUGCUGUCACAUCCGGAAUCAACGCCAAUGCUCACGAAAAUAAUGAUACUAGUAGUGAUCAUCGUGAGUUAUUGGCCCCGACUAAUAAUAAUAAUAAGAGCAGUAGCACCCAAAAGAAGCCCGAUCCUAUGGACCAACACGGCAACCUGAUCCAGGACAAGAUCUCUGCAAGCGAGCAAACCGAGCUGAAGCUGCCACAGGGGACGAGGAGCUACACUCUCUCACACAUGUUUGGUCGCAAGCUGAAGGUCUUCCAUUACAAGGACCGCUACUGGAUCAAAAUCAUCUUUGGAUACAAGAAUGACCAGGUCCUGGACUUUUUGUAUACUCCAGGAGGAGCCGCCGCGAAUACAGAGAAGUGUGGCGCGUGCAACUCUGGCAAGCUUUCGAAUCUCGAUGUGUCGUAUCAGGUGACUGCCUCUUGCGAGAAAGACAAGAUAAGGUUCUGUCAUACUCUUACCUUCUUAAAGUUGAAGGACGAUAAGAAGCAAAAGAACCGAGAGGAGAAAGAUUGCAACUACGUGUACGUUCCUCCCAACCAGGCCUAA